Adineta steineri is the source of this 876-nucleotide messenger RNA. Lineage: Eukaryota; Metazoa; Rotifera; Eurotatoria; Adinetida; Adinetidae. The record is from the annotation of a GenBank genome assembly.
AUGUCUGUAGAUACGAGUUAUAAAAGUGAACAACGUAACGUUGAUUAUAUGAGUGGUGCAAGAUAUAAAGGAGAUUAUAAAAAUGGACAACGACAUGGUCAAGGUAAACUUAUUUUAAAUAAUGGCUCAUUUUAUGAUGGACAAUUUAUGAAUAAUGAAAAACAUGGUUUUGGUACAUAUAAAUGGGCGAGUGGUGCUAUUUACGAAGGACAAUUUUCACAUGAUCAACCGCAUGGAAAAGGAAAAUUAGUAGCAAACAAUGGAGAUAGUUAUGAAGGAAAUUGGCUUAAUGGUAAACGUCAUGGUCAAGGAAAAACGACAUGGAAAAAUCAAGAUUCAUAUGAAGGUAAUUAUGAUAAAAAUGAAAAACAUGGUCAUGGUACACAUAUAUGGAGAAGUAAAGGAUCAAAGUAUACUGGUGAAUGGCAACAUAAUCUUCCUCACGGUGAAGGUCGAUAUGAAUAUGGAAAUGGUGAUGUAUAUGAAGGAGAAUUUUAUGAAGGAAAAAGACAGGGACGUGGAAAAAUGACGUAUGCCAAUGAAGAUUCUUAUGAAGGUGAAUAUGCUAAUGAUUUAAAACAUGGUGAGGGAAAAUUUUUAUGGUCUAGUGGUGAUUCAUAUCAUGGACAAUUUAUUGAUGGACUUCCAGGAGGAAAUGGAGAAUAUAUAUGGGCAUUAAAAGAGUCAAAUACUGAUUCAACAACAUCACUUCUUCUUCCUCCUCCUCCUCCUUCAACUGUUGAAAAAAGACGAUUGCGAUCAGAAAGACGAGAUCCAAAAAGGGAUACUAUAAAACAAACACUCGAUCGUCUUUCACGACCUGAAUCAGUAUCAGAUCGUAUUUUUAUUAGUACUGGUGCUUCAGAAUCGUUUUAA